This is a messenger RNA of Cladophialophora bantiana CBS 173.52, 915 nucleotides long. RefSeq lists its product as uncharacterized. Gene Ontology annotation, cellular component: UTP-C complex; CURI complex. Bases 1 to 915 code for a protein of 304 amino acids. NCBI's taxonomy places the organism in Eukaryota, Fungi, Ascomycota, Eurotiomycetes, Chaetothyriales, Herpotrichiellaceae. Gene Ontology annotation, biological process: ribosomal small subunit assembly; rRNA processing. The record is from RefSeq and is a predicted model, not a curated record. The transcript has a single exon.
AUGGUUAAUGCCCCUCGUGAAGUAGGCGGCUAUAUUGCAUUACCUCUGCAAUUACAGGCGACAGGAUCUUUCCCCCGAGAAGCCACUCACUACCUUUACCUCAAACCGCACGAACCUAAAAUCCCCGACGAGGAUACACCUCGAUCUUUAUUCCUAGUGAAUAUCCCUGUGUGCGCCACCGAGCAGUCUCUAAAACACUUGUUCACGACACAACUUGAAGGCGGACGCAUUCAGGAAAUAUAUUUCUCAGAAAAUGCACCAGGAAAACAACCCGUUCCCACAGAGAAAUCAAGUCGGAAGCGCAAAAGAAUGACCACAGAAGAAAUUGAGGCCGGGCUGGACAUGUACUCCCUCCCAAAUAUCUUCGGCUGCGAAAUUCAAGAUAGUGGCGCGACAGCAAUAGUCGUCUUUGUGGACAAAGUUAGCAUGGAACUCACUCUCAAAGCUUCUCGGCGUGCCGCAAAGUCGGGCGCAUCGAUCCCAUGGGAAGACGUUGCAGGCUUAGGGUCGAAUGAAAUGCUACACCUGGGGCUCACCAGAUACGAACACCACAAAUCACUCCAAUACCCCUCGCGCAAGGAGCUCUUACGAUCAGUCAACGCAUACAUGACCGCCUACUCUAAACUCGAAGAAUCCCGCUCUCGAGAUAAUGCACGCAAACGCGCAAUACCGGACGAGGAUGGUUUCAUCACCCUUACACGAGGAUCAAGAGGUAGCGCACGGAUUGAAGAAGCGAAAGAAUCUGCUGAGAAGCAGAAAGAGAAAGCGAAGACGUUGGAGGACUUUUACAGGUUCCAGACGCGAGAGAGAAGGAAGCAGGAGCAAGAUCAGAUUGUGAAACGGUUUGAGGAGGAUAAGAGGAAGGUUGAGGAGAUGAGAGCGAGGAGAGGGAAAUUAGAGAUCAAUGUGGACUGA